UCUACCAAGAGGCAGAGAACAAGAUGUUCCACAUAGAAAUACAAAGCAGUGGAAAAUGGAGUUCUCCCAGCACUGGGAAGGGGCCCCCAGAAAUAAGACACAUAGCCUCGGCCCUCAGAGAAUUUAAUUGCUAUCCAAACAGGGAUACAGGUCUGAAAAGUUCCUCAAAAUGUCAUAACAAGGAGUAUGUAAACCAGUGCUAGCUCCACAGGAAAUACACUUGGUGAGUAACUAGAUAGACAUAACAGAAUUUUCAGGCAUGAGAUGAUUGGUGAUUAAAUACCCUCCCCUUCUCAAAAGUAUAUCCCCACUGUAGUUAAUAUAAUAUAAUAAUAAUUGUAUUUUUAAAUUCUGCCUAUGCUGUGUCUACUUCCUAGGCAUGUUGUAAGGAUUCAUUAUAGUUAAGAUAAAUAAUUUAGAAUAGUCUCUGAUAUACAGUAAUCGACCAAUAAAUAUUAGCUCCUAUUAUUUUCUGAUGAAUGAGAACCCAUAAUUUUGAUUUCCUCUUCUCUCCCUAUGUGGCUGCUGAGCUGUGCUUGCACCAGUUUAAAUGGGCUGCAGAUGCUACUAGAAAGAUUAAAACAGAGGACCUCAAUGACUCCCUGCAGCAGACCCUCUUGCAUAGGCCAUGCCACCUGAGUCAAGGACCUGCCAUGAUGUCCAGAAACCAGAUGUCUGGGGAUGUGACUCCCCUCCACCCACUCCAGCAGCUCGUGCUGGUUCCUGGCCACCUACAGUCUGUAUCCCAGUUUCUGCUAUCUCAGACACAGCCUGGGCAGCAAGGUCUGCAGCCAAAUCUUCUCCCCUUUCCACAGCAACAAAGCUCUCUCCUCCUCCCACAGUCUGGACCUGGCUUGGCAUCCCAGGCAGCUGGACACCCUGGGCUGUCAGGAUCCUCUUUAGAACCCCACCUGGAAGUGUCCCAGCAUCUCCCAUUGCCUAAGCAUCUGCCCAGCACUGGAGGGGCUGACGAGCCCAGUGACCUGGAGGAGCUGGAGAAGUUUGCCAAGACCUUCAAGCAGAGGCGCAUUAAGCUGGGCUUCACACAGGGAGAUGUGGGACUGGCAAUGGGAAAGCUGUAUGGCAAUGACUUCAGCCAGACCACGAUCUCGCGAUUUGAGGCCCUCAAUCUGAGCUUCAAGAACAUGUGCAAGCUCAAGCCACUUCUGGAGAAGUGGCUGAAUGAUGCAGAAUCCUCUCCAUCAGACCCCUCAGUGAGCACUCCAAGCUCCUACCCCGCCCUCAAUGAAGUAUUUGGUAGGAAGAGGAAGAAACGCACCAGCAUUGAGACCAACAUUCGCCUGACUCUGGAGAAAAGAUUUCAAGAUAACCCCAAACCUAGCUCAGAGGAAAUAUCCAUAAUUGCAGAGCAGUUGUCCAUGGAGAAGGAGGUGGUAAGGGUCUGGUUCUGCAACCGACGCCAAAAGGAGAAGCGAAUCAACUGUCCUGUUACUGCACCCAUUAAAUCUCCCAUCUAUACUUCCCGUCUGGUCCCUCCCUCUGGGUCUCUGGGCCCCCUCUCCAUCCCUCCUGUCCAUAGCACCAUGCCUGGAACAGAUCUUGGUACCGAUGGAAUCAUCCCACCUACCUCCACUAAGACCAAAAAGUUUCUCCUAUUCCACCUGGCCCUGUAUUCCCCAUUGGAAGGAAGGGAGUCAUCCCUUCUCUGUAUGGACAGAUUACUCUCAGAAGAGCAGAGGAGAAUCCCCACUAUCACUGAACCUAAACUCUUGCCUUCUUAAUGAGCAAGGGCCUCCAGAGAUUUAAACUGUGAUUGAACCAUGUGUUGACUUCUAGUGUUGUUGAAAUAUAUACCAAUGCUAAAAUUUGAACUUCCUUGCCUGUGCCCCACCUCCAUCCUCUAGUUCUAAAUAUUUCGAACAGCAUCACUGUGGCAGUGGUGUUUCAGAAAAAGGACAUCUUGCCAUUAUUCUCCAACCCAUUCUGGGGACAGCCAUUUGCCUGGUGUGCCAAACAAUCAAAAAGAGAAAUAAUGGUUUUAACUCUGACUUUAGCCAUAGUCUCUGAACUACUUCUAAAAUAUGUGAAAAAAAUUGAAUUUGAUGCCUCUACCAAAGCCUUGAUGUUUUCCCUGUUCAGCAAAGUUUUCUGACUGAAACUUCUUUCACCCAGUUUUCUCUUCCAUGCUGCCCCCUUUUCUAGAACCAAUUCCAUUCAUGAUUUUGUUCUCCAAGUUCCCUCCUCUUUACAGAAGUCUGAGUCCCUCAGUCUCCUGGGCAUAUUUCUGUACCUACACCUGUCUGUUACACCUGUCACAGAGUUAAGGAGCACUUGUUCAUUCUCACCUUCUCUGUGUUUUUCCUUAUCUUAUUCUCUCUCCCUUAUCCUGACUAUAGAAGGAAGGACACAAAAACAAACAUGCAACAAUUACUCUGGCAAAAUACCUAUAUACAGCCCUUUUGUCGUUUUGCACUUUCUUCUUCUUAAUGUGGAAUUUUCCAGCAAAAUGUUUAACUCAGGUGUGAAUUUUCAACAUGUCUGUAAUAUUUUAUCUUCUUUAAAAAAAAAGAAGAGAAAUGAAAAAUACCAAAGUGUGAAAUACUAUGCUAACUCCCACAAGAGUUCCCAUAUGGGCUAGGAAUCCUUUUUAACUUCCUGGAAAUGUUAUUUUAAGUCUCCUUUGUGAGCUAGUAUGUUGAAAUGUAACAUAAAGCCAUUCUAGAAAUGGUAACUUAAAGAAAAACUGCAUAUCCAAAGAAAUGUUGAGAUUCAAAGGAAUCUCACUGUUCCUAAAUAAAUUUGAAUAGUGAUAAUAUACACUAUUCCACUACUGAUAAGAAGAUGUUUAGAUGAUUGUUCUGUGUCUUUUGUUGUGGGAUGAUGUGAGUGCAUAUGACAAAGUGGUACAGUAAAAAUGUUUCAAAUGAAGUGUAUUACUCUAACAUACAUUAAUGCAUGGCUGUAAAGAGUUCAGAGGUUUGGU
Messenger RNA from Artibeus jamaicensis (Jamaican fruit-eating bat), 2944 nucleotides. RefSeq names its product POU class 2 homeobox 3 (gene POU2F3). The record is from RefSeq and is a predicted model, not a curated record. The transcript has 10 exons. Lineage: Eukaryota; Metazoa; Chordata; Mammalia; Chiroptera; Phyllostomidae. Gene Ontology annotation, biological process: regulation of transcription by RNA polymerase II. Gene Ontology annotation, molecular function: RNA polymerase II cis-regulatory region sequence-specific DNA binding; DNA-binding transcription factor activity, RNA polymerase II-specific. The coding region runs from base 480 to 1742 and encodes 420 amino acids. Gene Ontology annotation, cellular component: nucleus.